CGCUUUCAGUUUGCAUUUCAAAGCCGCCAGAGUAACAAGUAUCUUGCAGUUAUCCAUUCAGUUGGGCGCCUAUAAAAAACAAGCCUCCAUCAAAUUUUGUUUAAAACUAGUGAAAAGGUCUAUUCACGAAUAAAAACAUGGAGUCCCCGAACAGCGACCUCUACACCCUGGAGGCCAACCUGGCGAGUCAAGCGCUCCGGGAACUGACAGAUGGCGAGGACAAGGACCCCAUCACCAAGCUGCGAUUGCUGUGCCUCAGCCGCGGAGCAACAGGCAUUCUGGGGCUGGGCAGGGCCUUCCGGGCGAUGGACGACGAUGGUAGCAAGGCUCUAAACGAGGUGGAGUUCAUCACCGGCAUUAGGGACACCGGAUUGGAUGUAUCAGAGGAGGAGAUCAAGCAGAUGUUUGCCACAUUCGAUGAGGAUGGUAGUGGAUCGAUCAACAUGACCGAGUUCCUUCUUAAAUUAAGGCCCCCCAUGCCGCAGAGCAGAUUGAAUAUUAUUGACCAGGCCUUUAACAAAAUGGAUCGCGAUGAUGAUGGAGUAAUUACCAUUCAAGAUCUUAAGAAUGUGUAUUCUGUAAAAGAACAUCCCAAGUAUCAGACCGGAGAGAAGUCCGAGGAUGAAAUUCUUACCGACUUUUUGCACAAUUUUGAGGGAGGUCGAGGUAACCUGGAUGGAAAGAUAACACGUGAGGAGUUUGUCAACUACUAUGCCACCAUUAGUGCCUCAAUUGACAAUGAUAUGUACUUCGAUCUGAUGAUGCGACGGGCCUACGUCAUGUAAAUAAUGCACAAAUCUCACCAAAACUCCAGCACUCGACUGUAAUCUCAAUCACUUUACUUGCCUAGAAUUUAGUCCCGCUCAUGUCCUAUUUAUACACCAUUGAGAAAAUAAAUAAAACGUCUGGUUGCAAUUAAAUAAAUCUCAAUGUGAACUCCAUGUGGGCAAAGUUCCAAUUGCAAAGAAAUAAAGUAUAUCUGCUCAUAAUUCGAAUUUGAAA
Molecule: messenger RNA, 1002 nt
Organism: Drosophila yakuba
Lineage: Eukaryota; Metazoa; Arthropoda; Insecta; Diptera; Drosophilidae
Product: calcyphosin-like protein
Exons: 6
Coding region: 138-785 (215 amino acids)
Molecular function (GO): calcium ion binding
Source: RefSeq, a predicted model, not a curated record